AUGAGUAUGGAGCGCAACAUUGGUCCCCCCAAGCGUCGAACGCCCCCGAUGAGUACCAUGCCCCUGGAUGCCAUGAACUCCCACUAUGGCCAGUACGGCGAUCCACCCCUUUAUCACAACAACUAUCAGCCCGACUACUAUCAGCCCGACUACCAUCAGCCCGACUACUACCAACCCGACUACUAUCAGCCCGACCACUAUCAGCCCGACCACUAUCAGCCCGACUACUAUCAGCAGCCACCCAGUUCCCAUGCCCGAUCCCCGCGAAGGCAUGCGACCCCGAAGAGGACGAAACUUGCGAUCUUCCAAGGCUCUGUUGGUCGUCGUCGAUCUGCGUCACCAAGGAAGCGAUCACCGAAGCGCAGAGAAGGCAAGGUCAUGCCCAACCCUCGUGCAGAAUUCGAUGCAAGCGGUGAACAGGAAGUUCACGUUGGGCAUUCCUUCUCCAAGGUCAAUAGCACUGGGCGAACUGCCGGCUGUCGCAAAGCGGAAGGCGAGUACUGCGUCGAAACCGAUAAGAACGGCGUGGUUCGUGGCGGGGGGAAUGGCGAAAACUCUACCGGUAUUCAUGAGCGUGGGGUGGUCACUCUCCGGGCAGCUUCUCACGAAGGCAUAGAGAUCCGUGUGAUACGGCGGAAGCUACAAAGUACUGGAGAGAUGACCCGUGAGUUCACCUUGAAGGUCAAAAGCGUCGGCAACGACGAUAACGGAUCUUUCAUCGAUGCGAUCGACCACGAGACCGACUUGAGUACUUUGGUCAACAUCGCCACUCUCGAGCGCGUCAGAAAAGUCGUCGCUCCAAACACCGAUGAGGCUGACGACAAUGAUACCGCCUAG
Molecule: messenger RNA, 837 nt
Organism: Cyphellophora attinorum
Lineage: Eukaryota; Fungi; Ascomycota; Eurotiomycetes; Chaetothyriales; Cyphellophoraceae
Exons: 5
Coding region: 1-837 (278 amino acids)
Source: RefSeq, a predicted model, not a curated record